CCCUCAUUCUCCUUCUUCUUCUUCUUCUUUCUUGCCAUUCAACGGCUGCGGCCUUCAAACAAUCUUCCACGCAAUCAAUCCCCGGCGCUGAGCUUUAAAGCACUCCUCCAUUCUUCUGCGCUGUGUCUCUCGACAUCCUCAGAGACCGUCUCCCCUCCUCGCCCAUCGGCCUCCAUCUCCGCCCUCACCACCUCAACUACCAAACCAGCUAUCUAUAUUCUCCCCCGUUUCUCUUCCGCCAUCACCAUGGCUCCCGGAGCCGGAAAGAGCGUCUUCCUGGGGAACAUCCCCUACAACCUUACGGAGGAGCAAGUCAAAGACAUUCUCAGCUCCGCCGGCACAGUGACCAAGUUUCGCCUGAUGAUGAACCCGGAGACCGGUAAACCUAAAGGUUACGGUUUCGCCGACUUCGCUGAUGCCGAUGCGGCCGCCUCCGCUGUCCGCAAUCUGAACGACUACGAGAUCAUGGGCCGCAAGAUCCGAGUUGACUGGCCUCACAACAACGAGAAAGACUCCAUACCUCCAGACUAUUCCCAAAUAAACGCCCCCGCCAACCAAGAUGGCGCGCAGCAACAACAGCAACAACAAUCGUCUGCGCCUCUCCCUCCCCUGCCCCCGGGCGUCGAAGUGCCUCCGCACUUGGACUGUCCCAACGCCAUCUCACAGACCCUCGCCUCCCUGCCCCCCAACCAGCUCCUCGAAGUCCUUUCCCAGAUGAAGUCGCUUGUCAUGGCAGACCCGGCUAGAGCUACGGAACUUUUGCGCCAAGCACCCCAGCUCGCCUAUGCGAUCUUCCAGGCGCUGCUGCUUAUGAACCUGGUCGAUUACAGCACUCUCGGUUCGGUGGUGGAACAAGCAUCCCAGCCUUCUGCACCGGCACCUCCUUCUGCGGCGGCGCAAGCGUUCCAGGCUUUCUCUGCGGUGCCGGGACAAGUCUCCACGCCGCCGAUGGUGAACAGCCCCUUCGGUGCCGCUGCAGCGGCACCGCAGCAACAACAGCCGCAAGCUAUGCCGGGACAAGAGGAGCUCCUGCAGCAGGUGCUCAGCAUGCCACAGUCAGCGAUCGAUGCGCUCCCCCCUAUGGAGCGCAGUCAGAUCAUGCUCCUCCGGCAGCAGUUGAUGCAGGGUGCGAUGCGAUGAUCACCCUGUCUAUCCCUCCCAAUCUGUUUAUUACCCUCUUUAGCGAGAACAAAAGGACUGGGCGCAAGAUGAUAGCAGCGCAGGUAGCAGGUACAGAUUUUGACUCUAUCUUUGAUGUGAGCAACGAUUUCGCGUUCAUUAAUCAAUACCGGAACCGGGGUGUGUUGGCGCAAUGGGGUUGUUGGUUGGUUUCGUUGUGGGUACAUCACACCUUACUUCUUUCCUUUGACCUGUUUUUCUUCCUCCCUUGGAAUUUCGAAAUGUACAGUUAGCACGGAUUGAUAGCAGCUGUCGCGGAUAUCCCCCAGCAAUUGAUUAUUUUCGGCUGCGAGAGCUGUUUCUGCCCUGUCUUAUCAUUUCACACCGUAUUUGUAUGAAGCAGAAAAUAUAGUCGGUAUGUGGCACUUACCAUGUAUCUAACACCCCCCUUCCCCCCUCCCACCAACUCCAAAUGAAUGAACAGAACCC
Messenger RNA from Aspergillus sclerotioniger CBS 115572, 1608 nucleotides. Its product is annotated as putative polyadenylation factor subunit CstF64. Gene Ontology annotation, cellular component: mRNA cleavage and polyadenylation specificity factor complex. Lineage: Eukaryota; Fungi; Ascomycota; Eurotiomycetes; Eurotiales; Aspergillaceae. Gene Ontology annotation, biological process: mRNA 3'-end processing. The record is from RefSeq and is a predicted model, not a curated record. Gene Ontology annotation, molecular function: mRNA binding. The transcript has 2 exons. The coding region runs from base 247 to 1140 and encodes 297 amino acids.